Molecule: messenger RNA, 1626 nt
Organism: Chelmon rostratus (copperband butterflyfish)
Lineage: Eukaryota; Metazoa; Chordata; Actinopteri; Chaetodontiformes; Chaetodontidae
Gene: gabrr3a
Product: gamma-aminobutyric acid type A receptor subunit rho3a
Exons: 9
Coding region: 1-1419 (472 amino acids)
Biological process (GO): chemical synaptic transmission; nervous system process; regulation of membrane potential
Cellular component (GO): membrane; synapse; GABA-A receptor complex
Molecular function (GO): neurotransmitter receptor activity; extracellular ligand-gated monoatomic ion channel activity; GABA-A receptor activity
Source: RefSeq, a predicted model, not a curated record
AUGAGAGUGGCCCUCCUGGCCUUAAGACUGAUGUGCUUGGCGUGGUUGUGGCCUGUCACCCAGCUCAACAGCAGCCACUUCCCGAACAAGAGGAGGCACAAGGAGCUCUACGUCGGGGAGAACACCAAACAAAAGCAUGGAGGACGGGUGGAUCUUAAGAUGAAAAAGCUGGACAGCACCAAGUCUAUGUUAAUUAAGUCUGAGCAGCUGCUUCGGAUUGAAGACCACGACUUUGCAAUGAGGCCAGGCUUUGGAGGUUCAGCGAUUCCUGUUGGCAUCGAUGUCCAGGUGGAAAGCAUUGACAGCAUAUCCGAAGUAAACAUGGACUUCACCAUGACGCUGUACCUGAGGCAUUACUGGCAGGACGACCGCCUGGCCUUCCCCUCCAGCAGCAACAAGAGUCGUACGUUUGAUGCACGACUUGUUAAGAAGAUUUGGGUUCCUGAUGUGUUCUUUGUCCACUCUAAGCGUUCUUUUAUCCACGAUACAACCAUGGAGAACAUCAUGCUGAGGGUUUUUCCUGAUGGCAAUAUCCUCUACAGUGUCAGGAUCACUGUGACUGCACUUUGCUCAAUGGACUUCAGUAGUUUCCCUCUGGACACGCAGAAUUGCUCUCUGGAGCUAGAGAGCUAUGCUUACAAUGAGAACGACCUAAUGCUCUACUGGAAGAACGGGAACGAUUCAUUAAGGACUGACGAGAUCGUGCUCUCUCAGUUUUUUAUUGAAGACUUCCAGCCUUCCUUUGGGCUUGCCUUCUACAGCAGUACUGGUUGGUACAAUCGGCUCUACAUAAACUUCAUUCUCAGGAGGCAUAUCUUCUUCUUCAUGCUUCAGACUUACUUUCCCACCAUGCUGAUGGUGAUGCUGUCCUGGGUGUCUUUCUGGAUAGACAGGAGGGCCGUACCUGCCCGAGUCUCUCUGGGCAUCACCACAGUUCUGACAAUGUCCACCAUCAUCACUGGUGUCUCAGCCUCUAUGCCACAGGUGUCUUACGUCAAAGCCGUAGACAUCUACUUGUGGGCGAGCUUCCUCUUUGUCUUCCUGUCUGUCAUCGAGUACGCUGCUGUCAACUAUUUCACCACAGUGGAGGAGAUGAAGAAGCUCAAGAGAGCAAAGAUACCCAGCUCCUAUAAUGCCACCCAGGCUAUGGCGUUCGAUGGCUGUUUUCACGACAAUGAAAUUGACUUGACUUCUUUUCCUGAGGUUUCCAGCACCCCAAAUACGGAGAGGAACACCCAGGCUCGAAACUCCACCGUCUCUGCACCCACAGAGGGCACCAGGCUACGGCGCAAGCACCCUUUAAAACACAACCUCAGCUUCAUAAUGAGCAACAGCUACAUGAUCGACUCCUACUCCAGAGUCAUAUUUCCCCUGGCCUACCUGCUCUUCAACAUCAUUUACUGGAGUUUGUAUGCAUAGCACAUUAACUCUGCAGCAGAAUAAACAGGAUUGUAUUUCCACAGCUAUACAGUGUAACGCCAACAGGCUGCAAUACGCUCAAAUUUGCACAGUGUCUGCUGAAGAGUGUGGGUAUCUGUUCUACUCAAAGAAGUGUUCAGUUGUGACUUGGAGAAAACCUGAGAUCAGCUGUUGCAUUGAAUGGCUGUUAUUUUUGUGUAUUUUUGG